AGCCGUUUUGAAGCGAAACCAGCAUCCUGACGCAAUGGCCAGCAUAUGCGAUGGCGGAGAGCCGCUAAUAACCGGCGGGUCGGAUGGCGUCGUGCUUCCGCUGGUCCACAUCAAGAGCCAGGUUCUCGGAGGAAUCCUGUACUUCAUCGGGCUUAUGUGGUGUUUUCAGGGAGUGGGCACGGUGGUGGAUCCGACGUCUUCAUGGGUGCGAUCGAGAAGAUCACCUCCGCAAAGAAGCAAGUCCCGGUAGCGGACGGCGACCGGCCAUGGGACGGCAAGGGCACGACUCCGAGCCCCGACAGCGACCAAGCUACAAACAGGGGGCCACGCCUGAAAACCGUGAAGGUCUGGAAUGACACGGUUGCAAACCUGACUCUGAUGGCUUUGGGUUCUAGUGCGCCUGAAAUCUUGCUGAGCGUGAUCGAGUUGGCUCCGAACAAGAUGAGGAGCGGUGCUCUCGGUCCCUCUACCAUAGUCGGCAGUGCGGCAUUCAACCUUUUGGUCAUUAUAGCAGUCUGUAUCUCGGCCAUCCCAGAUGGUGAGUCGCGCAGAAUAAAAGACAUGUCGGUCUUCACAGUAACGGCUUCUUUUUCGCUCUUUGCAUACCUGUGGCUCAUUGUAAUCCUGGUCCUCUGGACGCCAGACGUGGUCACGCCGAUCGAGGGCGUUCUCACGAUACUGUUUUUGCCUCUCCUCGUGUGGCUGGCAUACUUGGCAGACAUUGGGGUGUUCCACAGGCUGAUGGGUAUGGUCAAGCCACACAAAAGGUUGGUCUUUUCGAAGGAGACCACCAUGGAAGAGUAUCUCAAGAUGAUGGAGCACUUGAAGGAGAAGUAUCCCAGAAUGCCCGACACCAAAGAGAAGGAAAACCUCCUGCUGCGCUACGAGUUCCCAGAGAUCACUACGCGAGCCGUGCGGCGGACGGAGGCCACCCGCGGCGUCACGGGCCAGCCCAAGCACGUGAAGGACCGGCGCCUGGACAUCCUGGGCGAGAACGUGUCCAAGGGGCUGAAGCCGGGAGGCGGCGGCAAGGCGC
Molecule: messenger RNA, 1036 nt
Organism: Prorocentrum cordatum
Lineage: Eukaryota; Dinophyceae; Prorocentrales; Prorocentraceae
Source: the annotation of a GenBank genome assembly